Molecule: messenger RNA, 2020 nt
Organism: Ctenopharyngodon idella (grass carp)
Lineage: Eukaryota; Metazoa; Chordata; Actinopteri; Cypriniformes; Xenocyprididae
Gene: il17a/f3
Product: interleukin 17a/f3
Exons: 3
Coding region: 1412-1885 (157 amino acids)
Biological process (GO): inflammatory response
Cellular component (GO): extracellular region
Molecular function (GO): cytokine activity
Source: RefSeq, a predicted model, not a curated record
CUUCAAAAUAUCUUCUUUUGUGUUCAGCAGAAGAAAGAAACUCAUACAGGUUUAGAACAACUUGAGGGUGAGUAAAUGAUGACAGUUUUAAUUUUUAGGUGAACUAUCCCUUUAACAAAUUGAACAUUAUUCUAAGGCAUUAAUGUAUUAAGUUGAAUUUGUUACUGCUCUAAAACUCGGUCAAUGUGAUUUUGCCAAGUAAGACAUGUUCCUGGAUCAACAUUCCUGUCUGAAAAUUUAGUCCUAACCCUAUCCUAUCUCUAUCCCAAAACCUAACCCUACCCAUAACUAAUUCCUAAAACCACAGGGAAAUGAUAAGUGAAUAACACAGAUGUAGAAGCACCUAACCCUUGUAAGCCUAAACUUUACAAACUGUAAACUUGACCCUCAAAUCUGAUUGGUAGAUUGGAAUGAUGUUCCAGGAUCAACAAAGAUGUCGAUCCAGGAACAUGUCGUACUUGGUGAAAUCAGGUUCACCCUAAAACACAGUAAAGUUCUUGUCAGGUUUUAUAUGAAAGAGGUUAUGUUGUGCAGCAAAAUACAAGACUAAUUUCAUUUGAUUCAGAUGAUAAUUUUUUUUUGUGUUGGGAAGUUAUCGCUACAUUGUUCAGAAAUGCUAACAGUUCAAGGCAAAUAUUGAAGGCAACAAAACAAAGAUCUCAAUAGGCAGCUAUGCACUUUGCAUAGACUUAGCUUGGGUUUUGCUAUAGUUUUUUUUUAUGUGCAUGGCCACAAUCAACAUGCAUUUGCAGUGCAUUAGUUCACAUGUAUAUGGGUCACUUUGUCUCACAUAUUAUCAAAAAACAGUCUUUCAGAACAUAAUCAACAUAUCCUGUCAAAGCUGUUGACCCAUAUAAAGUGCAUCUUACUGCUGGUGUACAAAUUUGUCAGUGAGAAGUCUGCUGAUGUGUAUGUGGGUGAGACAUGAGAACGUGGGAGAGCUCAGAGAGCUGUGUCCGUGUUAAACAUACAGUGAAACAAGAAUAGCCAGUGCCGGGCAGAUUACUUGCAAAUUGUAUUCUGUUACUGAUUACAAAUUACAUGAAAAAUUUUAGUUAGUAACGUAAUCUAGAUUACUAAUUUUUCGUAAUGUAUUCUGACUACUUUUAGAUUACUUUUGAUCUAACUCGUUUAUCACUCAGAUUCUUCUAGCCCACCUUUGAGUUUACAUGUGCAAAAAACAAAAACAAAUGACAUGCAUUGCAGGUUGUCGGGGAGUUCAGUGGUCUGAAGAUGACUGUCUACUUCACAUCUGUCUCUUUAUCUACGUCAAGAUCAGGAAGUUCUCAUUUUCAGAUUUUCUCACUAGCCUAUAUAAACAGAAGCAGAUUAGAUGUAGGGCUCAAACACUUGCUGUCCUGUGUGGACCAGUCUGAAGAGCCAUCAAGGAACUUGCAUUUUUAUUCUGAAGAUGCAGCUCUCAUUGGUUUUCAGAGCUGUGCUACUGCUUUUUCUGCUUGCCCUUAUAUUAGGUGUAGAAUGUAAUUCCUCUCAGAAAAAGUCUAAAAGAAAAGGAAAAUCAAAACGUUUAGGUAUUAGAGGUAAAAAGGACAAGCCGUGGUUCAUCAUGGACUCAACUCUGAACAUCUCAAUGACUGCCUCCCCAUCUCCAAGCAGAUCUUUGUCACCAUGGACAAUUGAAACUUCCUUUGACAAUUCACGAAUCCCAGUGCAAAUCUCUGAGGCAAAAUGUGAAAAAAGAAGGUGUAUAACUAAAGAUGGUAAGGAAGACUGGGGACUGGAGUCUAAACCCAUCUACUACGAGAUCAAUGUUCUGAGGAGAGUGAUGGGCAAAAACGCGACACAAUACGCCCUUAAACUGGAGACUAAAAUAGUUAGUCUAGGCUGUACAUGUGUUUUACCCAUUGUUGUGCCUCAGAAUUAGGUCUAUACUGUACUUCUAAUUGUGUACUGCUAUAUUUUUGUAUUAAUCUGCCUAUAGGUACAGAAAACUUCUGUUGCAAUCUUUUCAUCAGCUUUGUAUUUAUUGUAAUCUCGAUUAAUAAAAUAUUCUAACAUU